This is a messenger RNA of Racocetra persica, 794 nucleotides long. The record is from the annotation of a GenBank genome assembly. Lineage: Eukaryota; Fungi; Glomeromycota; Glomeromycetes; Diversisporales; Gigasporaceae.
AUAACAUAAAAAGCAAACAAAAAAGAUGGAAAAUUAAGGAUAAUAACUUUUCAGUUCCCAAUUGGGAAAAUGAGAUUAAUAACACCAAUGAUUUACAACAAUUACACGAAUUAGGAAUUAAGUUGAGAAAGGAAACCAAAAGAGAAGAAAUUGGUAGUAAGAGUUGGAUUAAAUUAGCAAUGAUUAUGAUGGAGGAAUUAGACCAGCAAAGCAAUAAUAGCCAAGCUCUAAAAUCUGCUCUUGAUUUACAUUCUAAAUCCGUUCAAGAUGAUAAGGAUAUUACUGACUUACAAAAGAAAGUUAACGAUUUGACCAAUGAUAAGGACAAUUUAGAUAAAGAAUUAAAACAGAAACAACAGCAAAUCCUAAAUCACAAGUGCGAUACUCCCAAUAGUGAGGAAUUGAACCAAUUGAAAGAUGAUUUAAAAAAAGCCAAUGAGGAAAAGGAAGAAUUAGAAAGAAAGUUGAACGAACCAAUCCCCUCCCAAGAAAAAGAGGAGGACACCAAAGAUUUAAGUAUUGAGGAAUUACGGACCAAACUAAACGAAAAGAAUAUAGUAAUUGGGAAACUUCAAGCCCGGUUGGAUAAGAUGGAGAAAAAUGGACCUGAUAUUUUGUCGGAGAAUAAAAAUAAUCCUGUGUUAGAACAAUUAACGGCAAACGAGAUAAAAAAACUCCAAAGCGAGUAUGAAAAGAAUAAUAAGUUUUUCAAAAAAAUGAGAAUUGGCGAAGUUGAAGAAUUAAUAAGCAAAAAAAAUUACGGCGAGAUAAGCAAAGAAGUUAAGGAAGCAAUU